GGCCCUCUGCUCUUUUUACCCUACAACGUGUUGAGGCGUUCGUUUUGACGUUGCCGUCCUCCUUUUUUAUCUCUCCCUCUCACUCUCUCUCUCACACCUCUCUCUCUCUCUCUCUCUCUCAUUUUCUGACUCUCUUCCUGGUUGAUGAUGACUUAGCACUUCGGCACAUACCCACCAAUCUUUUUAAUAUUAUUUCAUGCAAGAUCUGGAAGUAUAUAGAUGCUUUUUCUCUCUUUCAAAAUUCCUCCUGUCCUUUCAUAGAUCUCCUCUUCCCCCUCCCGAGUCCUCAUUUUCGCGUACCCAAAAGAAAGAGAGAGAAACAGAGAAGGAGAGACGGGAGGGCCAGAGGAUUCAUGAUUAUGUGCCCUGGCUUCUCCUUCCAGUAGCUGUAUUCAUUGUUGUUCUUCUUCCUCUUGGAAUGCAUUGCAGAUGUUAUACACCCAAGGAAGGAAGGAGCGGUGUCUCCCUGUUUUUUCAUGGGGAAGUGAUGUUUUGGUUAAGGGAAACCAGGAAGUAUGAGAUAUUGAUGGUCUGUGCGUCUGCUGGGUCGUCUUCUUGAGCCUUUGUAAGGGCACGGAAAGAGAGGCAGAGGCUAGUUGGUGAGGGCAAUGGGCUUUGAUUUUGGGGAGUGGUGGGGCAGGGAGAGCCACAGAGGGACGCCGGUGGUAGUGAAGAUGGAGAACCCCAACUGGUCAAUGCUGGAAUUGGAGAGCCCGGAAGAUCAUCUCUUGGAUAAGGGGAGGGGCAAGAAUGCGAAGCAGCUAACGUGGGUGCUCCUCCUGAAGGCUCACAAGGCCGCCGGGUGCCUCACCUCAAUCGCCUCCGCAACUUGGGGCCUGGGAUCGGCCAUCAGACGCCGCGUCUCCUCGUCGUCAGCGGCCGCCGAUCUCGAUGCCGUCGGUGCUGGAAGGACAAGGCGGUUCUACACAUGCAUCAAGGUCUUCCUCUUCCUCGCCGUCCUGAUGCUUGGGUUCGAGGUCGUCGCUUUCUACAAAGGAUGGCAUUUUAAUGCCCGGCGUCUCCACCUCCCGGCUUCAUUCGGGUUGCAGAGCCUUCUGCACUCCGUGUAUUCUUUCUGGGUUUUUAUCAGGGUGGAGUAUCUUGCUCCACCCCUUCAGCUUCUCGCGGAGGUCUGCAUCGUUAUGUUCCUCAUUCAAUCUCUCGAUAGGUUGAUCCUGGUCUUGGGUUGCUUCUGGAUCAGAUUCAAGAAGAUCAAGCCGGUCCCCAAGUCGGAAAUGGGAGCCAAUGCAGAUCUCGAAGGGGGAGCGACGGAUUACCCAAUGGUUCUCGUGCAGAUUCCUAUGUGUAACGAGAGGGAGGUUUAUCAGCAAUCUAUAGCUGCUGUCUGUAAUCUGGAUUGGCCAAAAGGCAAAAUGCUUAUUCAAAUUUUGGACGAUUCGGAUGACCCAACAACUCAGUUUCUUAUCAAGGAAGACGUGGAGAAAUGGCAACACAAUGGUGCUAACAUCAUCUACAGGCAUCGUGUUCUGAGAGAAGGGUAUAAGGCCGGAAACCUCAAGUCUGCCAUGAACUGUAGCUAUGUUAAUGACUAUGAAUUUGUUGCGAUAUUUGAUGCUGAUUUUCAGCCUUUUCCUGACUUCUUGAAAAGAACGAUGCCUUAUUUUAAGGACAAUGCGGAUGUGGGCUUGGUUCAAGCUAGGUGGUCAUUUGUGAACAAGGAUGAAAAUCUGCUCACUAGAUUGCAGAACGUCAACCUUGCCUUCCAUUUUGAGGUGGAGCAGCAGGUGAAUGGCAUAUUCAUAAAUUUCUUUGGAUUCAAUGGUACUGCUGGUGUCUGGAGAAGGAAGGCAUUGGAAGAGUCUGGUGGAUGGCUUGAGAGGACCACAGUGGAAGAUAUGGACAUUGCUGUUCGUGCUCAUCUGCAGGGUUGGAAAUUCAUCUUCCUCAAUGAUGUAGAGUGCCAGUGUGAGCUACCAGAAUCGUAUGAAGCUUACAGAAAGCAGCAACACAGGUGGCAUUCUGGUCCAAUGCAGCUAUUCCGACUCUGCCUACCUGAUAUUAUUCGUGCCAAGAUUGGCGUGUGGAAGAAAGCCAACCUCAUUUUCCUAUUUUUCUUGUUAAGAAAAUUGAUUCUCCCUUUCUAUUCCUUCACUCUCUUCUGUAUCAUUCUCCCAAUGACAAUGUUUGUUCCGGAAGCUGAGCUGCCAGCUUGGGUGGUAUGCUAUAUACCUGCCACCAUGUCCAUUCUUAAUAUCCUUCCAGCCCCAAAGUCCUUUCCUUUCAUUGUUCCUUACCUACUCUUUGAGAACACCAUGUCUGUGACGAAGUUCAAUGCCAUGAUCUCUGGCCUGUUCCAGUUAGGGAGCGCCUAUGAAUGGGUUGUCACCAAGAAGUUAGGCAGGUCAUCUGAGGGAGAUCUCAUUGCCUUGUUGGAGAAAGAGCCCAUACACCAGCGUGGCGCAUCUGUGCCAAACCUUGAUGCUUUGAGCAACGUUGAUCUGGCCAUUACUAAGCCAAAGAAGAAGCGAAACAGGAUCUAUCGAAAAGAACUGGCACUUGCAUUUCUACUGUUAACAGCCGCUGCCAGGAGUUUGCUUUCUGCUCAGGGAAUUCAUUUCUAUUUUCUGCUGUUUCAAGGAGUUUCUUUCCUACUAGUUGGUUUGGACCUAAUUGGAGAACAGAUCGAUUGAGAAGAAGAAUCUGAGCAGAAAAGGAUGCAGGCGACCAUAUGGCGUUAUUGGCUGAUAACAGGAUCCAUGAAGAGGUAGGAGAAAGUGGGAACUUACGGAAGGCCCGCCAACUGCUUUUCUUCGUGUAGAACAACUUUCUCCAAUUAGUUGGAGAGAAGAGGAUCAAGAAUGUCGAUCCUCCAUCCAAGGAGGUGUAGAUAGUGAUGCUCUUUUGUUUAUGAAGGUUUAUUUUGAUUAUUUUGGGUGAUGAUGAGGGCCACCUCAUUCAUUUUCAAGGAAAUUUUGUUCCCAGAUUUUACUUUCUGAUCUGCGUUUGACAGAAGGGUUGGGGGGUGGGGUGUUGUAAUCGAAAAAAGAAAAGGCACAGAAGCCCUUGUCAACUUCUACAGCUUCAUGAAGGCAUAAAAUCCACCAAUGGAUUAAUUCUUACACAUA
This is a messenger RNA of Nymphaea colorata (pocket water lily), 3086 nucleotides long. Its product is annotated as probable xyloglucan glycosyltransferase 12. Gene Ontology annotation, cellular component: Golgi apparatus. Gene Ontology annotation, molecular function: glycosyltransferase activity. The record is from RefSeq and is a predicted model, not a curated record. NCBI's taxonomy places the organism in Eukaryota, Viridiplantae, Streptophyta, Magnoliopsida, Nymphaeales, Nymphaeaceae.